GUCCUCGUCUUGCUGCCUUUCGCCACCGGCACAGCGAACGCACUGCUCUUGCUCCUCCUGCUCCUGCUCCUCUCGACUCACUCCACUUGUUCGGUGCACCGGCCUCACCCGAACAAGCACUACUUAACCAGGCGACGCCAGACGCCAGAGCACGUUCCACCCCAUCGAUCCAUCCGAACCACACAACAACGCCCCAGCCAGGCCUCGACGACUUUUUUUGCGCCCAACCCCCUUCUUAAAGGACUACCAACGCGCCAACACCGCUCAACUAGUCUCCUCGUCUAACAAACCAUCGCCACUCGAAACACAUCCAACAUGUCCCGUGUCAGCACCAUCCACACGGCGCUCUUUGCCUUUUGUGCCUUCUGGUCCCUCCUGGUCUGGACAGUGACAGCAGGGUUCCUCAGCAAGAUUAACGGCGCUCUCAAGGGCUACCGCUACUUUGGCGAUGACCCGUACACCAACUCGGUCAAGGCCAUCCUCGCCUGGGGCCUCAUCAGCAUGGUCUACUUCAUUGCCCACCUUGUCGUGCUCCUCUUCGUCAGCUCGGAGAACAUUUUCGUGUCUGUCAUUUCCGAUGUCAGCGCCCUCGGCUUCCUCUGGCUCUUCGGUAUCGUCUCGGUCGGCAUCCUCUCGCAGUGGGGCAGCCUCUUCUCCGACUACGGAGGCCCGACUGGCAGCCUUGGCUCUGCCGUCCUUGGUCUCGGCUGGAUCUUGGUCCUGACUCAAAUGGGCCUCCUUGCCUGGGAGCUCAUCUACACGGCCAUCCACUACGGUGGUGCCUUCUCCUCGUGGCGCUCUAGCUUCCACGACCUCAACGACGGUGUCGGCGGCGCGCGCUUCGGCACCGGUGCCGGCCCCUCUCUCGGUCUAAGCGCUGCCGUGUCACGUCUAUCUCUGUCAUCAAAGUUUACGCUGUCACGGUUACCGGUCUUUGGUCUAUUUCCGCGGCGCUUUGCAAGCGACGCUGGUUCUCUUCGAGUUCUGCCCGGGUGUCCGGAUCGGAGCACGGCCGCUUAUCACCCCGCAUCGGUCCUGAACCGGCGCGGGGUCGGCAAUGCGCGAUACGAUAACAAUGUCAUGGCGGCCAGCGACCAGCGGGCAUACCUCACACAUAAGGAGGCGAGGGUGCCGCCGCCUGCGCAUUUCGGGUGUCCGCUACAGCCGUCGGGCGACGCGAAACGCGCCAACCUCAGCAUCACGAAUCAGCCUGCGCUGGGUGGGUGGAAACAGGCUGAAAGUGAAUGUGGACAUGUGACCUUCCCGCCGCCGCCACCCAAACAGCUCGGCUACGUGCUGCCCGGCGAGUCGGUCGUCGUCGCCGCCGUCGCGUGAGCUAAGCCAAUCCACACCUGUGCAUUCAACACACUGCGGCAUCCCCCUCACAACACGAUGGCGUCCCUCAACCUCCGCUCGCUGGGCGUCGAGCUCGACUCCGUCCGCCGUGCACGCGCGCGCAGUGCAAGCGACGCCGCGGCGUCGCCUGACGGCCUGGCGCUCCCCGCCCCGCCGGCGAUCGAGACGGACGAAGACGACGAAGAGGCGUCCACGUCCUCCGAGGUGCCCGAGUCGCCGCUCACGAGCCCCGAGACGCGCACACGGCCACUACCGGCGGCGAGCAGCAAGCGCGUCGCCGAGCCCGAGGGGGAGGCACAGCCGCUGCCGCUCUGCCUGCUCUGCUUCUCCCGCCCGCCCAGCGCAGUCCUACUACCAUGCGCGCACCUCAACCUGUGCUACCUCUGCGCCCCGCUCCUCAUGCACAAGAAGGCCAAGGCCGAGUGUUUCCGCGACGCUGCGUUGCCGGCGGGGCAGGCCGAGCCGCCAAACCCCAGAGCGGGGUACGCCGCUGCGCUGUCGCGCGCGGUCGGGAGCAGCCCGAAGGCCCGCAGGCUGAGUAUGGGCGGGUAUGUUGCCCCUCGCGAAGGCAUGCGCGGGGGCGAGAUGCGCGGGCG
Molecule: messenger RNA, 1952 nt
Organism: Vanrija pseudolonga
Lineage: Eukaryota; Fungi; Basidiomycota; Tremellomycetes; Trichosporonales; Trichosporonaceae
Exons: 8
Coding region: 316-1335 (339 amino acids)
Source: RefSeq, a predicted model, not a curated record